This is a messenger RNA of Alternaria alternata, 1181 nucleotides long. RefSeq lists its product as hypothetical. The record is from RefSeq and is a predicted model, not a curated record. The transcript has a single exon. Bases 260 to 1117 code for a protein of 285 amino acids. Lineage: Eukaryota; Fungi; Ascomycota; Dothideomycetes; Pleosporales; Pleosporaceae.
UUUCUACAAGAUCGUUAUAUUUGUACUGGCAAUCAUCGCGCCUGAAUGGUUCGUUGCAUGCGCUGUCAGCGAAUGGUUUGGUGUCCACAGAGUAAGCAGAAUGAUAACCAAUAUCUUGCCGGUACGUACCUAACUCUGUUACAUCGGCGUUGCAUGUUGUUAACAACCAUUUUCUGAGAUUCGAUGCCAAAGCGAAGUAGCUAACUGGGCCUGUUAGGACGAGCGCGAAUGGUCGCAUGCGUUCAGUCACCUCAUAUUGAUGCAUGGUGUCAAGCUCCGGUUAUCGACAGCACCGGACGCCCCUGAAGCGAUCCUACCCGCUCCCCGUAUGAUCAGAUUCAUCGAGCAAGGCUGGAUCGAAUGCGAAGAAUUCUCAAUCGCAGCUGUACAAGAUAAAAGUAAAGCCAACGCCUUCAACAAAGCCGUGGCCUCGAUCCAAAUAUUCUGGUUCUUUUCCCAACUUCUCGGCAGGCUUACAUCCGCCAUAGUGGUUUCUCCGUUGGAGUGGUUCACGCUGGCAUAUGUUAUAUGUGCUUUCUCCGUGUACGGAUUCUGGUGGCAUAAACCCUUCGAUGUCCAGACACCGUUCUUAAUAUACCCUGAUCCGUCACUGUCUGCAGAACAAACGCUUAAGCUCGAACGUUCUCUCCCGGAGUGUUCCACAAACAGGCGCACGUGGGAACCUAUAUUCUAUCUACUGGGUUUGAGGCCAGGAGAAGAUUACGAUACAAUGAAGACAUGUGACAGGGGGUGGAUACAUCAGACUUCGACGGACACAUUAGCAUACAUAGCUUUAGCGAUGUCCACGGUAUUUUUCGGGUCUUGUCAUCUGUUUGGAUGGAAUUACCCAUUUCCGACUCCUCUUGAAACAUACUUAUGGAGAUCUGCCAGCAUAUCCUGUGUGUGUGUUCCCUUGGUCAUACUGUUCCUACUCACAUGGCAUGUUCCAUCUGCGGGAGUGUGGAAGAGACUUUCAGAUGGCACACUUGUGAUAUCAACUCUUCUAUAUGUUUCUGUACGCUUGUUCUUGCUCUUCGAAGUCUUCUUCGCGUUACGAUCCGCACCCCCAGAGAUAUACAAAGCAGUACCAUGGGCUCAAUACAUCCCUCACAUCUAGAAACGAAUAGUCAUAGUUAUCGAAAUUUAUUACAUCUAAAGGGUAUCCGCAUAUAUCCAACAUC